UCGUGAACUGGAAUCAGCAAUCCAGCAGCAAUUAUCAAGUAAUAAUUCUUGUGGGCAUCCGGCAUUCGCGAUUUCGAGUCGACUGUAGUGGAGUGGCGAGGAAUAGCUGUUCGCAGCUGUUGCUCACGGCACAAGCUCUCAAUAUCUGGCCCUUUUCCUUGUCUUCUCCUGCUUCCGUAGCUAGCCAUGGCUAGAGGUUCUCGCCUUUUCUUUCUUCUCUUCUUCUUCCUCUUCGCACCUGUUGCUAUAGCGGUGCACAGUGUCAGUUACGACGCCCGAUCCCUCGUCAUCGACGGCGAGCGCAAGCUCAUCAUCUCCGGCUCCAUUCACUACCCUCGCAGCGUCCCUUCUAUGUGGCCUGGCCUCGUCGCGGCGGCGAAGGAGGGCGGCUUGAACACCAUCGAGACCUACGUCUUCUGGAACGGCCACGAGCCCUCCCCUGGCAAUUAUUAUUUCCAGGAGCGUUUUGAUUUGGUAAAAUUUGCGAAGAUCGUCCGAGACGCCGGCUUGUACAUGAUCCUCCGUAUCGGCCCGUUUGUAGGAGCAGAGUGGACUUACGGGGGAAUCCCGGUUUGGUUGCACUAUGUUCCGGGGACUGUUUUCCGCACAAACAAUGAGCCAUUCAAGAGACACAUGGAGAACUUCAUCACUUAUAUAGUGAAUCUGAUGAAGCGAGAACAAUUGUUUGCAUCACAAGGAGGCCACAUCAUUUUGGCCCAGGUUGAAAAUGAAUAUGGCUUUUACGAAGGCUACUAUGGAGAUGCAGGGAAACAAUAUGCGAUGUGGGCUGCCCAUAUGGCACUCAAUCAAAGAACCGGUGUACCUUGGGUUAUGUGUCAGCAAGAUGAUGCCCCUGAUCCUGUUAUCAAUUCUUGCAACUCAUUUUAUUGUGAUCAAUUCACGCCAAAUUCUCCAAGCAAACCGAAGUUUUGGACAGAAAAUUGGCCUGGAUGGUUCCACACAUUUGGGGAGCCAGAUCCUCACAGACCACCUGAGGACAUUGCAUUUGCUGUUGCUCGCUUUUUUCAGAAGGGCGGUAGUCUGCAAAACUAUUACAUGUAUCACGGAGGGACGCAUUAUGGUCGCACUACAGGUGGACCAUUCAUCACUACAAGCUACGAUUAUAAUGCUCCAAUAGAUGAGUAUGGAUUACCGAGACUUCCAAAAUGGGGACAUCUAAGGGAGCUACAUGGAUCUAUAAAGUUAUGCGAACAUACUUUACUGUAUGGGGAGUCAGAGUUUUUUUCAGUUGGCCCUCUCCAAGAGGUAAAUGUCUAUAAAGACAAAUUCGGCGGGUGUGUUGCCUUCCUUGCUAAUAUUGAUGAGCAGGAAUAUAAAUUUAUCACAUUUAGGAAUGUUAGGUAUAGUGUUCCUCCCUGGUCAGUUAGCAUCCUUCCAGAUUGCAAGAAUGUUGUGUUUAACACCGCAAAGGUGCGAUCCCAAGCCUCUGUAGUCGAAAUGGUUCCAGAAAACUUGCAGGCGUCAAGUACUUCAUCACUUGGUUUAGGGGCUUGGCAAAUCUACACUGAGAAAGUUGGGUUAUGGGACAAACCUGACUUUGCACAGUUUGGACUUAAAGAUCAUCUUAAUGUGACAAAAGAUACAACUGACUAUCUUUGGUAUACAACAAGUUUUUAUGUUGGUGAAAGUGAAGAAAUUAUUGGCAAUGGGAGUAGUCCUAUUCUCUCAGUUGAAUCCAAGGGCCAUGCUUUUCUUGUUUUUAUAAACGGUGAACUUCAAGGUAGUUCUUAUGGUAACUCUGGAAAUUUACAUUUGAGGUUUCAGGCUCCUGUAAUCUUAAAGACAGGGCAAAAUGAAAUUGCUAUCCUUAGUAUGACAAUUGGAAUGUAUAACGCAGGCCCGCUAUAUGAAUGGCAAGGUGCAGGAUUAACCAGUGUCAAAAUAUCUGGCAACAGAAUUGGAAGUUUAGAUUUGUCGACAAAUUUGUGGAAGUACAAGAUUGGGUUGCAAGGAGAGCGCUACAAUAUCUUCAACACAGACAUCACUGAUAUCAAGUGGAUACCAGUAUCAGAACCACCGAAAAAUCAAGCCCUCAUUUGGUACAAGGUGGCAGUGGAUCCUCCCGAAGGGAAUGAACCUGUUGCACUCGAUAUGCUAUCGAUGGGGAAAGGCCAUGUUUGGGUGAAUGGAAAGUCUAUCGGAAGAUACUGGCUGGUAACAAGUUCUAUAUAUGCCAAAUGCACUCCACAUUGUAAUUACACAGGCAAAUUUAAACCAGACAAAUGUUUGACAAGAUGUGGAGAACCCACUCAAAGAUGGUACCAUAUUCCAAGAUCCUUUUUUAAGUCAUCAGGGAACACCCUCAUCAUUUUCGAAGAGAGAGGUGGCGAUCCGACGAAGAUCACUUUCGCAAAGAGGCAUGAGACCAUGAUCUGUAGUUUCAUAUCUGAGGACCAUCCUCAACUAGAUUUGGAGAACUGGGACGCGAACGGCAAAGAUAACGCAGUGGGUAGUGCUUUGAUGAACUUGAAGUGUCCUGAGGGAACCUCCAUCUCCUCCAUAAUCUUUGCAAGUUUCGGUAACCCAAGUGGAACAUGUAGCUCCUAUAGCCAAGGCAGCUGCCACUACUCGAACUCCAUUUCUGUCAUUGAAAAGGCGUGUCUUCACAGAAAUGAUUGUUCUAUCUCAUUUGUGAAUGAGAGCUUCACUGAGGAGGACUUGUGCCCUGGCAUAACCAAAGCUCUGGCUGUUGAAGCUGCAUGUAGCUAGGUAGAUAAUGUGUUAAGUAAACACUCUGGAUGAUGAAGAGGAGCUCUGCUUCUUCCUUCUUGUGGACUGGAAUAAGAUUGUUAGGGAAGAUGUGGUUUGUUUUUGAUGCAGGAGGAUUGAAUCUGUUUUAUUAUUUUUUUAAUAAUUUUUUGGUUUUUUUUUGA
Messenger RNA from Zingiber officinale, 2894 nucleotides. RefSeq names its product beta-galactosidase 3-like. NCBI's taxonomy places the organism in Eukaryota, Viridiplantae, Streptophyta, Magnoliopsida, Zingiberales, Zingiberaceae. The transcript has 19 exons. Gene Ontology annotation, biological process: carbohydrate metabolic process. The record is from RefSeq and is a predicted model, not a curated record. Gene Ontology annotation, cellular component: cell wall; vacuole. Gene Ontology annotation, molecular function: beta-galactosidase activity; carbohydrate binding. The coding region runs from base 187 to 2730 and encodes 847 amino acids.